Messenger RNA from Aspergillus ochraceoroseus IBT 24754, 1053 nucleotides. RefSeq names its product DUF924 family protein. Lineage: Eukaryota; Fungi; Ascomycota; Eurotiomycetes; Eurotiales; Aspergillaceae. Bases 1 to 1053 code for a protein of 350 amino acids. Gene Ontology annotation, molecular function: protein binding. The transcript is spliced from 2 exons. The record is from RefSeq and is a predicted model, not a curated record.
AUGCACACCCAGACCAGAGAGGAGAAAUCAAGAAAACCCAAGAGACCGUCUCCUCGACCAAGCCGCACGACAGGCGAAGCCGGAGACAAGAAAGCAGUAAAACGACCAACCCGGCCAUCAUCUUAUCGGCCACGCACCACCGCCGCGUCGACUGAGCCAGUCGACCGGCUGGCCCAAGUCUUCACGCCUUCAUUACUGCCCCGAGUGUACAGCUUCUGGUUCCAACACGUAGAGAAAGACGAAAACUUUACACUCCCAACGCAAGAGACAUUCCAGCGCUGGUUCAGCAGAGAUCCCGAGUUUGACCUCGGAUGCAUAAACGAAUUCGAAUCCAUCCUAGAAGCUAUCCGCAAGGAAGGCAAGAAUGCAACCGCAGAUCGCAUCAUAGAACUAGCGAACCCCCGUUCUGCGCUCGACUGGCUCAGCCUCGUGAUUCUUCUCGACCAGAUCCCCCGGAAUUGUUACAGGGAUGCAAAGUCGGCGGUUGUCUUCAAGUUCUUCGACACGCGAGCGCGGCGCGUUACCUUCCAGGCCUUUAAUGCGGGAGUGCUCUCCAGCCCGGAGAUCCGGUAUCGCAUGGCGCUGCGGUUCUGGUUUUACCUGCCGCUGAUGCAUUCGGAGAGCCUGCGGAUGCAUGCGGUAGCGAUGCGGAAGUAUCGUGAGAUGGAGAGCGAGCUUCUGCAGCUCUUGGAGGCGGGUAGACGACGGCCUGAAGGUGGGGCCCCGGUUGCAGCCGAGGAGGUUGACGACGAGGAGCUCGAACCCAAGCAGUUGGAGAACGAGGAGGAGGAGGAGGAGGAGGUUGAAGAUGAGGUUCAGGACGACUUCAAUGACAAGCUGCUUGAGCGCAAGGAAUUCGAGUAUGCGUGGAUGCUUGGGAAGAACCCCGAGGCCGUGAAGGCGCUUUGUGCGCUUCUCGUGAAAACAGAGGGAGAGCAUCGGGAGAUUAUCGCGAGGUUUGGGCGAUAUCCGCAUCGCAACCAAGCGCUUCAGCGGACGACGAAACCAGAGGAGGAGAAGUUUCUUGCAGAGAACCAGAGUUUUGGGGGGUAG